Messenger RNA from Phalaenopsis equestris, 1723 nucleotides. Its product is annotated as probable polygalacturonase. NCBI's taxonomy places the organism in Eukaryota, Viridiplantae, Streptophyta, Magnoliopsida, Asparagales, Orchidaceae. The record is from RefSeq and is a predicted model, not a curated record. The transcript has 5 exons. Gene Ontology annotation, molecular function: polygalacturonase activity. Bases 269 to 1588 code for a protein of 439 amino acids. Gene Ontology annotation, biological process: carbohydrate metabolic process.
GAUGCGCUCAGUACUGAACUUAAAAUUCUUCUCUCCACUUUUUUAAUCGACCCAACUUCAAGCGCCAUUAAAGGCACAGUCCCCAACUACACUCGGCUUCCAUCUCGGCCAAAUCUCUUUUGCCUCCUGCAUUUUUGAUUUUGGAUUCAUCUCCUUGGCGAAAGGAAAAAAAAUCUCACCUCUUUCUUGAGGAAGAUCUAAGCCCUUGGCCUUUUAUCUUUGGCGCUCACUCACUUGGUCACUCUUCCGCUUCGAUUUUCACUCGAGUAUGCUUCUAAAGCUGGUAACACUCUUCUUUCUCCUCCUAGUGCACUAUGCUAUGGGAGAGGAGACGUGUUUGGGGUUCGUGCCAAUGAAGAUGAGGGCGGAGACGAUAUCGCUUGUGGAUUAUGGAGGAGUUGGAGACGGACAAACGCUGAAUACGAAGGCGUUCAAGGAGGCGAUCUAUCGGAUCGAGCACCUGAAUCGUCCUGGCGGCACGCUUCUCUAUGUUCCCGCCGGGGUCUGGCUCACAGGACCCUUUAAUCUCACUAGCCACAUGACGCUCUUUCUCGCCAAGGGUGCGGUCAUUAAAGCCACACAGGAUGCUGCUAGCUGGCCUUUGAUUGAUCCUUUGCCAUCUUAUGGGAGAGGCCGAGAGAAACCGGGUGGCAGAUUUUCGAGUUUGAUUCACGGAGAUGGGCUUAAUGAUGUCAUUAUAACUGGUGAAAAUGGGACAAUAGAUGGACAAGGUGAUGUAUGGUGGAAUAUGUGGAGACAAGGAACACUCCCGUUCACCAGACCGCAUCUCUUGGAAUUCAUGCACACUUCUGAGAUCAUUAUCUCUAAUGUGGUCUUGCAGAAUUCACCUUUCUGGAACAUGCACCCAGUUUAUUGCAGCAACGUGGUGAUAAAUAAUGUAACCAUAUUGGCUCCUCGUGACUCUCCAAACACUGAUGGAAUUGAUCCAGAUUCCAGCUCCAAUAUAUGCAUUGAAGACAACUACAUCUCAACCGGAGAUGAUCUCGUAGCGGUAAAGAGCGGAUGGGAUGAGUACGGAAUUGCCUAUGGCCGCCCCAGCUCCGGCAUCACUAUUCGACGACUAACCGGCUCUUCUCCAUUUGCCGGAGUCGCAGUGGGGAGUGAAACAUCCGGCGGGGUUGAGAACGUCAGCAUCGAGCAUAUAACCCUCGACAACACGGGCAUUGGAAUCCACAUAAAGACUAAUGAAGGAAGAGGCGGCUACAUCAGAAACAUAACGGUUACAAAUGUUAACAUGCAUGUGGUUCGAAUGGGGAUUAAAAUUGCUGGUGAUGUAGGCGACCAUCCUGACGAGAAGUUUGAUCCGAAGGCUGUUCCAGUGGUGGAUGGAUUGACGUUGAAGGGAAUUUGGGGAGAUAAUGUACAGAUGCCUGGCUUGAUACAUGGGCUUAAGAGCUCAUCCUUUACCAGGAUUUGUCUUUAUGAUAUUAAGUUUGAGAUUGUUGGGGGGCGGGAAGUGCCAUGGAAGUGUGCGGAUGUGAGUGGUUCUGCGUCGGAUGUGGAGCCGUUGGCGUGUACGGAGCUGGCCAGUCCUUAUGGGCCUAAUUUCUGUGCAAAUGCCGUAUGAUAUAAGUUUAUUUGACUUUGUUGAUGAAUUCGAUACUUGAGAGGUGAAUUAGAAGUGUCAUUGUUGAGAGCUUUCUUUUGUUUAUAUGGUUUUAUCAUCAUUUAUUUUAUGCUAAGCAUUUGAUGCUGGUUGUUA